Molecule: messenger RNA, 2037 nt
Organism: Trichoplax adhaerens
Lineage: Eukaryota; Metazoa; Placozoa; Uniplacotomia; Trichoplacea; Trichoplacidae
Exons: 18
Coding region: 1-2037 (678 amino acids)
Cellular component (GO): nucleus
Molecular function (GO): ATP-dependent chromatin remodeler activity; chromatin binding; DNA binding
Source: RefSeq, a predicted model, not a curated record
AUGGUUUAUAGGCAGAGUGCUUCUGAUGAGAGCGAUGAUACCGAUGAUUCUGAAUAUGAUCUGAUCAUUCAUGAUCGGGCCGUGCAAGUUGCAAUUCUCUCCUUUCUAAAUCAAGCCAGCUUAUCUGAUCUCGCAUUUAUCGAAAAUGUAUCUGUCAACAAAGCUCGUUAUAUUUGUGAACUUAGGCCAUUUCAAUCAUGGACUGACGUGGUUGAGAAAUUUAAUCAAACAAGAUCGCUAAGUGACGAUAUUCUAUGGAAUUGCGGUGAUCUUUUAAAAAGACGAAAUAUAUUACAUAAAUUGCUAGAUAAAUGUGAAGAAUUAGCUGCCUUGGUUGAUUCACGUUCUUUUAAAUCUGAGGAAUGCGUCGACAAACAACCUGAAAUUCUUAAUAAUAAAUAUCAAUUAAAAAGUUACCAGUUGGUUGGCUUGAAUUGGAUGCUCCUCUUAUACAAAAAAGGAUUUAAUGGUAUCUUGGCUGAUGAAAUGGGAUUAGGAAAAACUAUACAAGUAAUCGCUUUUUUAUCCCAUCUCUAUCAAUUCGGAAUAACUGGUCCGCAUUUGAUCAUUGUACCUUCCUCAACACUUGAUAACUGGAAAAGAGAAUUAAAAAAUUGGUGCCCCAAAUUAAAAGUUGUAUUAUACUAUGGUUCACCUGAGGAACGAUUCGAAUUAAGAAUGGAUAUCGCUAGAAGAACUGUUAAACUUCAUAUUUUACUAACGACCUACCACAUGUGUUGUACGUCUCCAGAUGAUUUACAAUUGUUCAAAAAAGUAAAAUUCACGUAUGCUGUUUUUGAUGAAGCCCACAUGCUCAAGAACAUGAUGAGUAAGCGUUACAGAGCGCUUAUGAGAAUAAGGGCGCAGCGUAAACUCUUGUUAACUGGAACUCCAUUACAAAAUAACUUGCUCGAAUUAUUUUCAUUGUUAAGUUUUACUAUGCCAGAUAUUUUUCAUGAUACAAAAGAGUAUAUCUUAAACUUUUUCUCAACAUUUAAGAGAAAAUCUAAUUUUUCAAAACAGACUGAUGAUAAAUCAACAGUUCCAUUCGUUAAAGGACAAAUAGAACAAGCUAAAAAAAUUAUGAAACCAUUUGUAUUGCGUCGAUUAAAAUCAGAAGUUAUGAGUCAGUUGCCUAAAAAAGUUCAACUGAAAGAAUUAUGUAACAUGACAGAACGCCAAGAAGAACUUUAUAAGAAAUUAAUGAUAAAGUGUUCUACGGCAUAUAACUCAUCAGAUACUAGCAAAGCCCGAAAAAGUAUUCUCAUGGAUUUGCGCAAGAUGGCAAAUCAUCCGUCAUUACAUCGGAUCUAUUACAACGAUGAUAUGCUACGAGAAAUGGCUCAAAUUAUUGUAAAGGAACCUUCACACCAUGACGCUAAUAUUGAAUACGUCUUCGAAGAUAUGACUGUAAUGAACGAUUUUGAACUUCAUCAGUUAUGCAAUGAAUUUCAUGUUUUAUCAAAAUAUUUAAUGCCUCAAGAACUACUAUUUGAUUCUGGUAAAAUAAAGUGCUUGGAUAGGCUAUUACCACUGAUGAAAGAACGGGGUGAUCGAGUAUUACUCUUUAGUCAAUUCGUGAUGGUACUAGACAUAAUUGAAUGUUAUAUACAAUACCGUGGCUAUUCUUAUCUGAGGAUGGAUGGUCAAACCCCAAUCAAAGAUCGAUUGGAUCUCAUUGAUCAAUUUAACGACUCUGAAGCAGACAAGUUUAUUUUCUUACUCUCGACCAAAGCUAGUGGUCUAGGGAUUAAUUUAACAUCGGCCAAUGUUGUCAUUCUGCACGACAUUGAUUUUAACCCUCAUAAUGAUAAACAAGCUGAAGAUCGCUGUCAUCGAGUUGGACAAGAUAAGGAUGUGAUUGUGUAUCGGUUGAUCUGCCCGGACACUAUUGAUCAGACAAUGUUACAAUUUUGUGAUAAUAAACUCCAUCUUGAAAAAAGUGUUGAUGGGAAAGAAUCAGAGAAAGAUAAUGAAAGUAUGUAUACAAUGUUUAUAUCAUACUACUUGUUAAUAUCGAUUUGUACAUCAAAAUGA